CCACGGAUUUGCUCGGUGCUCGGUUGACCCUGGCCCACUUUGCUCUGUUUCCCUUCACACGCGGGCAUCAAUCCCGAAAAAUAAAAUAAAAUAAAAUAAAAUAUCAGGCCGUUGGGAAAGUAUAUAAGGACCCGUGUACCGUUCGCCCCUACACUAAUACACAAGUGCCAUGUCUCUCCAAGGCCUCCCUAUCGAACUGGUGCACAUCAUCGCUCAGGACCUCGACAUCCACACCCUCGCAGCUCUUGCCCAGACUUGCUCUUCCUUUUGUCUGGUGGCACAGUCCCUGCUCUAUCGGCGCAUCUCUGUUUCUGCGUGGUCUCGCAACCUAUCCGUCGUGCCGCUCCUCGCCAAAAGACCCGACAUCGCACGCCACGUCCGGUCAUUCUAUAUUGCCGUAGACUCUCCCCCCACAGUCUUUUCUGCUUAUUACGGCCUUCUAGCAAAGGCCAUCCAAAAUAUGUCCGAGUUGACGUCCCUUAAUCUUCUUGUGGAUUCGGGCGUCAGCUGGGUUCUCAAGGAAGCAUGUACCCACACAUCGUACCCGUACCUAACGCAUUUUACGUGCUCUUUCCCAUUCGACGAAAACGUCAUCCAAUUCCUCGGAAAAACUCCCUCCCUCCUCGAACUGGAGGCAGAUUCUAUACCCUCUACCUUCGCACUCAAUCCACUCGGCGCCUCUCUCCCCCCGACCACCAUUCCACUUCUAGAACAUUUUAUUGGAUCACCCAGGACAGCCCGAGCACUUGUCCCCGGCCGGCCAAUAAAGAGUUUGCACCUCAAUGGCAGUGCUCUGACAGAAGACGACAUCGUGCUGCUGGCACGGGCGACCUCCCCCGUUGUGGUCUUGGGUGCAGCGAUAAACUCCUCUCCCGUACCCUUUUUGGAGCAUCUACACCGGUAUCUACCGCAUCUCGCUUACCUAAGAAUCAUGACUAUGCAGACCAUGCACGAACCCCCUGCUCCUGAAUUCUACGAACAAGUCGCUGACGUACUCGCUUCAUUUCCGGAGCUUAGUGCAUUCGAACUCUCCGGCAUGCAUUGGGGUUCACAACAAAAACGUGGUGAUGGCUCGAAAAGGGUGUGGCAAUCAUCGCCCCUGUCCACCAUGACUCAACUAGAUGAUAAUAUAUUACUCGAAACACAUAAUUUUUCUUUCUACUGAUAAUUUCCAUGUAGACGUCCCUGUUGUAUGUUUGUCCAAGGUCUCGUAACAUCACCACGAAAAAGAUUCCGACCCCCAUCGAGAUACCGUAAACCCUGUAUUCCCCACUAUAGACACCUCUA
This is a messenger RNA of Pisolithus orientalis, 1287 nucleotides long. RefSeq lists its product as uncharacterized. The transcript has 2 exons. Lineage: Eukaryota; Fungi; Basidiomycota; Agaricomycetes; Boletales; Pisolithaceae. Gene Ontology annotation, molecular function: protein binding. Bases 170 to 1165 code for a protein of 331 amino acids. The record is from RefSeq and is a predicted model, not a curated record.